AUGGGUGGACUCAUGUACAACCUACUCUUCAUAGCCCAAAUGGUUGCACAUAUUUCGAUUCUACUCGAAUCGUUCUUUAUGGACUCCAAACGGGAGGAAACAACAAAGAUUUACAAGGAGUUUGAAAAGCGUUUCAAUAAAGAAUUUGGUCGUAAACACGCCUAUAGCGAUUUCAGUAGUGAGAGUUGCCUUUCAUCAAUACUCAGUGUGCUUAUUAUAAUGGUUAGCGUUUCGUUUAAAAUAUACUCGUUUUAUAUAUAUCGGUUGACGCUGAAGAAUACCUUAUUUGUUUGGCAUACCUUACCGAAUGCCUUGGCGGUGCAAUUUCGCAUUUUAGAACUUAUAUUAUCCACAACGGUGCUGAAUGAAUAUGCCAUUAUAUUGUGUAGCAAACUCAAUGAAAUGGGUGAACGAAAUAUAAGUCGUGUCUUUGGCCACUAUCUACGCGGUUUGCCAGUGUCCAAGGGAUAUAUUAUACGUGUUAUGCCACAGACAUUGCGGCCCAGCGAGGAAGCUGAUGAGCAGAAGUUGCGCGUGUAUAAAAAAUUUUAUGGCGAUAUUUAUAAUAUGUUUAAGACAAUCAAUGAGAGUCACGGUUGGUCCCUGUUGGCGUUUAUGAUAAUGUAUUUCAUAUAUUUUACUAUAAACUCUUAUUGGGUAAUAUUUUCGCUAAUUGCACGAUUGAGAGAGCAUGAUACGCUCAUUAGAAAUCUAGGGUUUCUGGUGGUUGUAGUGACAUUGCUCUGGAUCUUGUGUUGGCAAAGUCAAAACAGUCAGGAACAGUAUAUUCUUUCUCUUAUAUAUUUUAUUUAUUUUGUUGUCUCUCAUUUUCAGAGUCGCCAGAUCGGCUGUAUUAUGUUCAAACUCGUCAAACCACUGGGCAAUAAGAGCUAUAACGAUUUGGUUACUGAUUUUUCAUUGCAAACUUUACAUCAACAGUAUAUAAUUACCGCAAAAGAAUUCUUCAAUUUGAAUCUAACUCUUUUGGGCAGUAUGGUUGCGUCCAUCGUCACAUAUCUGGUCAUACUUAUUCAGUUUAUGUUCGCCGAGAAGAAUAAAGCGGAUCGGAAUGCGAUACUGAGCAGCAUUGCGAAUAAUGAGAACUACACAGCAAGCGGGAACAACUGAAGCGAUUUCAUAAAAAUAUUAAUUGGUACGCACAUUUGAU
Molecule: messenger RNA, 1168 nt
Organism: Bactrocera neohumeralis
Lineage: Eukaryota; Metazoa; Arthropoda; Insecta; Diptera; Tephritidae
Product: gustatory receptor 23a-like
Exons: 3
Coding region: 1-1128 (375 amino acids)
Biological process (GO): sensory perception of taste
Cellular component (GO): axon; membrane; dendrite
Source: RefSeq, a predicted model, not a curated record